Poecilia latipinna (sailfin molly) is the source of this 2088-nucleotide messenger RNA. RefSeq names its product interferon alpha/beta receptor 2-like. Bases 393 to 1775 code for a protein of 460 amino acids. Gene Ontology annotation, biological process: cytokine-mediated signaling pathway. Gene Ontology annotation, cellular component: plasma membrane. Lineage: Eukaryota; Metazoa; Chordata; Actinopteri; Cyprinodontiformes; Poeciliidae. The transcript is spliced from 7 exons. The record is from RefSeq and is a predicted model, not a curated record. Gene Ontology annotation, molecular function: cytokine receptor activity; protein binding.
CAUGUCAGUGAACGCACCAGCAGCAAGCGUACAUAUUACGGUUCCCAGGAUGGGUUGUCCUCUGUCUGUGGUGGGAAUAUUUCCCUGAAGUCCUAAUGGAUGCCGCUGGGAAACCUCAUACUUUCAUUUCGAACCAGUUUCCGAGUAAAAUUCCGUUCGGUUUCUGGAGUUUUACUGGUUCCGAGCGAUGCUAGUCCGUGCUUAAGCUAGCGACACAUUUCCGGGGAGUGGGCGUCUGUUCAGUGGGGUAUCGUCCAAAUAUUUGGCGUUUACUGGACUCGUUGGGGAAAUUGUUUAUUUUUGCUAACUUUUAAAGAGAAGCGGUAAGUAAAGAGAUAAGGAACAUGAAAGCAGCUGAGUCCAGGAGAAGACGGUUCUGAGAUGGUUCCGUCAUGACUGAACUGCUGUGGAUUCUCACCUGGCUGCCGCUGGCUCUGACAGCUGUGAGUGGGCUCCCAGCACCACUAAACGUCAAGGUGACCUUGGAUCAGUCGGGUUACAUGCUGACAUGGGAACAAGGGGCAGGAACCCCCAGUGGGACGUAUUUCAGCGUUCAUACCGCCAGUCAGAACUCAAACCACCAGUUAAUCCUGGUAUCCGGCUGCCAACGCGUUCAGAAACCACUGACCUGCAACCUGACUGAAACAUUUGGAGACCUACUGCAUAUCUUUAACAUCGAGGUGAAGGCUCACCUGGGGAACAACACAUCCCAGCCAGCCAAACUUGGAGAAUAUAAACCAAUAGCCCACCUGCCUCUGCCCAGCCUGAACGUGGCAUCCUGCAGAACCAAACUCUGCCUGCGCUUCCUGCCUCCGUACUCACGCUUCCAGGAGAACUACGACAAGAUCGAUUACGAACUUCAGAUCAAGAGCAGCCACACCGGCAUACCCGAGACCCUGGAAAUUCACUCCCUGAAAAACACGGAAAUUGUGAUGGAUCUGGUUCCGGGCAGAAAUUACUGCGUCUCGAUCCGGUUCAAUGACCGUGUGUCUAACCUGUCGUCCAACUUCAGCCGGCCUGAAUGCAUUUCCAUCCCAGGACCCUUUUCUUCAGACGCAGUUGUUUCUGCAGUGCUGAGUUUAUUGGUGAUGGCCGUCAUCGUCAUCAUCGCUCUGCUGUUCUGGACCGGUUUCAUCUGUCUGAAACGGAGUCCGAUGCCGUCGGUUCUGACCUCCAUUUUUCACUUAGAAGAAGUGAAAGUUUCGUCCUGUGGAGACGCCCCGUCGUCUCUGCUGAACAUCAGGUCGAUGGCGCCCCCUGCAGGCAAGAGGACCUCCAGCAGUUCAGAGGAAUCGGACGAGGAGAGCUGCAGAGAAACCUCCGGUAUGAGCUCCUCUGGAGCAAACUACGCUCCGCGUCAGGGCGCCAACCCGCUCUCCUCCACCUCAUCAUCUUCAUCAUCCUUAUCUUCACCUUCCAAACCGGAACCUCCACCCAACCGGACCCCAGACUCGCAGCACGAGGUCCUAGUUGUUAUAGAACAUCGGCCUGGAGCUGAACAGAAACUUGAUAGUUUAGAAGAAAGGAGAACUGAGGAAGAGGAGGCAGCGGUGAACGUUGGCCAGGAAGUGAACCUCCUCACUUUGACGUUCGGCUGUCUGGAGAAGCAGGAGGAAGAGGAGGCGACGGAGGAGGAAGAAGGCUGCCCAGAUGUUCCAGAUGAGUUGAGCGCUCUGGCAGCUCCUCUGGUUCAGCCUGCUGAUGAUGCCGCGACGUCAUGCUGUACUGAUGAAGAUUACGAUGACUGGGACUACAUGCACAGACAGGCGAUGUGAUGCAUCCUCAAUCCGGUCUGGAUCAGCUGGACUGACCCGGUUCUGGUCAAGAAUACAUUUCCUCUCCAUCUUCUUUAGAACAAUUCUACAUGUAGAUUUGUGAUAAAAUUGGACCUUCCUGUGUCAGUCGCUCCAUGUUGGCACUUCAGAUCAUUUAGUGGAAGACCUUCAACCUCCCCAAAUCCAGGCCAGUUUUUUUUGUUUGUUUGUUUUUUAGAUUAACAAAGUUAUUAUCAUUUUGACAUCAUUAACCAAUCUAAUAAUAAUAAAGGCAUAUUUAUGCAAGUAUACCAACUCAAAGAUAAAAAAAAAA